Messenger RNA from Arachis duranensis, 411 nucleotides. RefSeq lists its product as uncharacterized. Lineage: Eukaryota; Viridiplantae; Streptophyta; Magnoliopsida; Fabales; Fabaceae. The transcript has 2 exons. The record is from RefSeq and is a predicted model, not a curated record. Bases 1 to 411 code for a protein of 136 amino acids.
AUGACUUCAGCUACCAAUGUUUCUACACAAAUUAGCAAUAUUCCUAUGCUGAAUGGUUCAAACUUUAAAGUUUGGAAGGAUAUCGUGGAGAUUGUCCUCGGUUGUAUGGAUCUGGAUAUAGCUCUUCGAGAGGAGAAACCCACUUCCACUCUAGAAAAUCUAAGUGAGGUUAAAAUAGAGAAGUGUGAGAGAUCCAAUCGAAUAAAAAUUAUGAUCAUGAAGCGCUCAAUUCCUGAGGCUCGGGGCUCAAUUACUGAGGAUAAAGAUGCUAAACAGUUCUUGAAAGAUGUUAAAAAAUUCUUAGCUAGGAAUGAAAAGGCGGAGGAUUGCCUGUGGAGUCGAUCGCCAAGUGAUGCUGAAAGAUACAUCUAUGUGGCAGACGGCAAUAUAGUUGGAGUCGAAGCUAUAUGA